CUAUACUUCCUUCUGUUCCAGAUACACGCUCUAGUGGUUGAGCGUAACUCGAUAUCGGUUGUGGUUUUGAAAUUCAAUUAGAAAAAAAAAAAAAAACAGUGUUGCUCUCUGUUUUUGGAGGUCACAGCAAUUAUCUUUUAUUCGCGUCUAACACAUUCGUUAUGAUAAUACGGAGAGCUUUCGAUAUAUGUGUUAAUAAACAGCACAUUUUUAAGUCUGUGGUGUCCAGCCCUCACAGUACCCUGUCACCUUUCAAUUUAGGGGGCGACGGAGGAGCUAUCCUUAAAUCCCUUUCCACUAAUGUUUAUGAGAAUUUAGCUGUCGAGGACUGGAUACACGACAACGUAGAUCUGCAAGGCAAAAAUAUCCUGUUUCUGUGGAGAAACUCGUCAGCAGUAGUUAUAGGCAGGCACCAAAAUCCUUGGCAGGAGUGCAACCUCAAACUGAUGAGACAGCACGGAAUACAGCUAGCAAGAAGACGGAGCGGCGGAGGGACGGUUUACCACGACAUGGGAAAUAUCAACAUGACCUUCUUCACAACCAAGAAAAAAUACGACAGGAUGAAAAAUCUCAACAUGAUUACAAAGUCAUUGAACAAGCUGAGGCCACAGAUGGACGUGCGCCCCACAGAGAGAUUAGACCUUUUGCUAAACGGGCACUUUAAAGUGUCUGGGACGGCGGCAAAGCUUGGCAGAACGAAUGCCUACCAUCAUUGCACUUUACUUUGUAAUUCCGAUAGAGCUGUGCUUUCCUCUGUUCUGAAAAGCCCCUGUCAAGGACUGAAAAGUAACGCCACCCCCAGCGUGCCUUCUCCAGUUAAAAACCUUUUGGAGGAAGACCCCACACUGGACUGUGGUAUCAUAAUGGAUUCAAUCGUCACAGAGUACACUACGCAGUAUGGUUUAGAUCACCACAUUAUUCUAAUAGAACCAAAGGAUGAGGCCACACUGCCAGGGAUCAGUAAAAUGACACAGGAUCUACAAACGUGGGAGUGGGUGUUUGGAAAGACACCUAAGUUCAGCGUCAGUACGAGUUUUAAACUCGGCUACAAACUGUCCAGUGCCAUGGUAACAUUAAACAUAGAUGUAAAGAAUGGGAUUAUAGACUCGUGUAACAUUAAACUUCCACAGCACUGGUUGCCAUCUGAAAUGAGCGAACAUUUGGCUUCACACUUGAUUGGCAAUAAGUUUUGCCCAAGCGAAACAACACGGCUAACAAGUGCCUUACUGAGGACAUGCCCACAGAACGAAGAGUUGCAUCAUAAGUGGAACAUUCUGUGUGAAAAUGUUGCUUCUGUUAUGUGAUUUCAAAUGACCUUGUAAAAUACAACAGUGCUGUACAAUAAAUGCAUUGUAUUGUUUUGCAGGCAGUUGUGGGAAGAUGUUUAACAAGUGACCGGAUAAAACGUUUUGGAACACAAUU
This is a messenger RNA of Polyodon spathula (Mississippi paddlefish), 1422 nucleotides long. It is a transcript of the gene lipt1, whose product is annotated as lipoyltransferase 1. The transcript has a single exon. Gene Ontology annotation, cellular component: cytoplasm; mitochondrion. Gene Ontology annotation, biological process: protein lipoylation. The record is from RefSeq and is a predicted model, not a curated record. NCBI's taxonomy places the organism in Eukaryota, Metazoa, Chordata, Actinopteri, Acipenseriformes, Polyodontidae. The coding region runs from base 162 to 1304 and encodes 380 amino acids. Gene Ontology annotation, molecular function: lipoyltransferase activity.